This is a messenger RNA of Strigops habroptila (Kakapo), 6945 nucleotides long. It is a transcript of the gene ITFG1, whose product is annotated as integrin alpha FG-GAP repeat containing 1. Bases 67 to 1608 code for a protein of 513 amino acids. The record is from RefSeq and is a predicted model, not a curated record. The transcript has 15 exons. Lineage: Eukaryota; Metazoa; Chordata; Aves; Psittaciformes; Psittacidae. Gene Ontology annotation, cellular component: plasma membrane.
GCCACGCCCCCAUGCUGCCGUAAGUGAGGCGGGCAGGAGCUGGGUGCUGGGUCGCACCGCUGCAGGAUGGGGAGUGGUGGCCGCUGCUUUGGGCUAGGCCUGGCGUUACUGCUGGCCCUGGCGGGACGCGGCGAGACCCUGCAGAACGUCACUGGCCAGCUCUUUGGGCCGGAGGCCUACGGAACCCUGGCAGCAUUCGGCGACUUCAACUCGGACAAGCAGACGGACCUCUUCGUGCUGCGAGGCGGAAAUGAGUUGAUUAUCUUUUUGGCUGACCAAAAGGAACCCUACUUUAAGCCCCGUGUUAAGUUACCAAUGAAAUCUCUCAGUGUUAUCAUAACCAGCGUAGUUCCUGGAGAUUAUGAUGGUGAUUCACAAAUGGAUGUCCUCCUUACUACCCGGGCACAAAAUCAUGGCAGAGAUGAACUUUCAGUGUUUAUUUUCUGGGGGCACAACCAAACACUAGAUCUUAACCAUAAAACUAUAUUAAAUAAGACUUUUCAAGAUGAGCCUCUAGUAAUGGACUUUAAUGGAGACUUGAUUCCUGAUGUGUUUGGUGUGACAAGUGAUUCAAGUAAGCCACAGAUACUGAUAGGCGGGAACUUAUCAUGGCACACUGCGUUGGAAACCCAAAGUAAAAUGUAUAUACCGCACUCUCAUGCAUUUAUAGAUUUAAAUAAUGACUUCACUGCUGAUUUGUUCCUUACUACGUUACCAAAUUCACAAAACAUUCAGUUUGAGACAUGGGUAAAUAAGGAUGGGAACUUCUCUAAAGCUGAAGAAAGAAAGGAAACGCCUAGUGGUGUGAAAGUUGUUGGACAGUCCGUGUUUGCAGAUUUUGAUGGGGAUGGACAAAGUGAACAUUUAUUACCAGUCUGUGAAGAUACAACAUGUCAAAAAAGUGCCAUCUACUUAACUAAGCUAGGAAUGGAUCAGUGGAUUCCAGUCUUGCAAGACUUCAGAAAUAAAGACACACUCUGGGGCUUCGUACCGUAUCAAAGUGACAAAUCUUCAACAGAAACUUCAUUUCCAAUUACACUUCAUAUUGGAGAUUACAAUAUGGAUGGUUACCCAGAUGCUCUUGCUAUACUAAAGAACACAUCUGGAAGCAAUCAACAAGCAUUUUUACUAGAAAAUGUCCCAUGCAAUAACAUAAGCUGCAAGAGCAUACGUCGCAUGUUUAAAGUUUUUUGGGAGCUCUCAGAUCUAAAUCAAAUCAAGGAUGCAGUGGUAGCAACCUUCUUCGACAUAUACGAGGAUGGAAUUUUGGAUAUCAUAGUGCUAAGCAAAGGCUACUCCAACAAGGACUUUGCUAUCCAUACAUUAAAAAAUAACUUUGAAGCAGAUGCCUAUUUUGUUAAAGUUAUUGUUCUCAGUGGCCUCUGUUCUAAUGACUGUCCUCGGAAAAUAACACCUUUCGGUGUUAAUCAGCCUGGUCCUUACAUCAUGUACACUACUGUAGAUGCAAAUGGAUACCUGAAAAAUGGGUCAGGAAUUCCUAGCCUGGAAGCCUGCCUGUUUGCACGGGCAGACAGAAGGGUAAGACUGGUAGCUGUGUAUUGCCAUAACCGCAGUAGUGCUUGGCGUGUGGACAAGCCUGAGGCAUGAACACUCACAGCUCCCUCUUGCCAUCUCUGUGAUAAGGACAUGGGGGAGGCUGUUUGUGCAAUGUGUCCAUACCCAGAUUUUUUUAUGUACCAUGUGGCUUGGAUGUACCAAAUGAACCCUUGUGAUUGUACAAGCCAGGCCCAGCCUGGCUGGAGUUUCAGGUUAAUGUAUUGUUUUACUUUUCCCCUUCAACUUAGAAAGGGGGAGUAUCUUCUGUAUUUCAGCCUGUGCUACACGCAUCUUAAUUUUCUUAAAGUAAAAAUAUGCUGAUAAAUUUUGAAAUAAAUAGGACCAUAGUUGCAGUUUGUGUCUACCAAAUAUAUUAAUCCUGUGGGCCCUGAACCACAAAACAAUAAAUGUUUAAGGUUUACUCAAAGAUCAACAUCCGUAUGUAGACAUAAUAUUAUCAUAAGAAUAGAUUUAUUGAAUUGCUCAUAUGGAUCAAGUCAUGACUUGUUCAAGCAUCUAUAUGACUGAAGCUGUAUGGAUUGAUGAUAGCCUUUGCAAUUCCUAUUUCAGAGCUCUUUCAUUUUGCUAGUUUUGCUUUGUUUUGUUUUAAGCCUUCCAUGGCAGAAUGACCUUUCACAUGCUGUGAAGUUGUGCCCUUCCGGUUUUUUGAAAGCUGCUUACUCUUCCCUGAUGCUGCAUUGAGUUCUCAUACUGUUAAGCUAAAUUGGAUUGUGAGGUGAACACAAAUGUCUAGCAGCUAUUAUACUAAUGAAUUUAAACAUAAACACUGCAGUAUGUACCAGACAAAAGCAAAAUAAGCUUAAUUUCAAUAGCCAUUUAACUAUUCAAGAUUCAUUAUGUAGAAUUCCACUAUGUAGAAAGUAGAGUAUAUUCAUGAAACGAGCAGGAAUAAUUUAAUAAUUGAAUAGCUGCAUUCCGUUAAGAGGCGUUUCCUAGUUGCUAUAGGUGGGAAUACCCUGCUACUGUGGUGUUCUAUAUAACUCUUGUUUAGAAAACUUGUGUGAACUGGUAAUGUUGCAUGCAAUGUUAUCAAACUUCAACUAUUUAGGCAUUACAAAUUAGACAAGUCUAAAGGUAAUAAUGAGGCAACUGAAGUAAAGCUUUCAACUAAAGCCAAAGAAAUAAAAUUCUCCAAGCUUUCAAGUUUGGAGGAGUUGGGAUUUUGUUUUUUCUUCUGAAAGCUACUUCGUACAUUCCUAUGCAUAUUACAUGGGUAUUUCAUUACUAUUAGUUGUAUUUUCUCUUUCUUUUGCAGUAAGUCUCUCUGGCAUAUUUUCAAAUAAAUUAAGGAGCUGCCAGCUUCAAAAGAUGGGGAAACACAUUGGUGUGCAAUGUAGCACAAUACCAAUAAUCGCUGUAAAGUAAAUAGCACUGUAGUGGUGCAGCUGAAGUGAGGCACAUUCACUGUGAAAUGUCACCCAGCUCUUGAACUAGCUUUGUCCUACUCCAGCUAUUGCAGACAUGUUGGUUACAGCUACACAGCAACUUCUGCAACUUCUGCAGGUGGCUUUUUGAAAUAAUUUUCAGGUUUUCUAGGAAGCAGGUAUAUCUAAUCUAUAAAAAGCAGUCUUUCAUGUGUUGACCUCAGUAUUAAGGUAGAUGAUGGUACAGAAGAACUUGCUUAGAUAAAAGUCUGAGGCUAGCGGCUACAACUCAGAUACUGUUUUAUGCAAUUAACUGUUAUUUACCAGGAGAGCUGCCUACAUUGACAACAGGUGCAAAGAAUGUGUGUGUAAAACAAAGCAACUCCUUGCUAUAUUUUCUAACUCUGAUAUUUUGGUUUAUUUCACAAAUAUUUUCAGUUAGUACUUUGGUGAAGGUACUAAAGCUUCUGAUAAAUGUAUCAUUUUGCAAAUUAGAGGAAAAUACAGUAACUGGGAGAAAUCAUGACACAACAUUUUUAUUCAUGAAAAUACAUUUAACUAUUCAGUCCUCUAACAGAAUGAAUUUGGGGGACUUUUGAAAGCCUAAAUAAUGUUACUGUAUUUUGAAUUAAUCUGAGUGCCUUUAAUGGUCUACUUAAAUGUAAAUGAUACUUUGUCAAGAAAAGCAUAAUUAAAAAAAAAAAAAAAAAGAUAGUGCUUCAGGAGACCACAAGUUUGAAAUCAGUUUCCAUUAGUCUUUCAACUCUGUGUAAUGGUUUUGUAUGUUCUGCUCUAUUAGUCCACAAAAUAAGCUUAUUUAAACUGACUGAACAGUAUCAGUAUUGUGAAUCUAUUUGUUGGUUCAACUAGACUGAUCAGAAAUCCCAUAUCACACAUUAUCAGUUCUGUUUAAAGAAAGAAUAAAAAGCAUUGUUUCUACAUGGAAAUGCAAUCACUUUCCCUUCAUAACGGUAAACUGCCUUCAGUUAAGCACUUAUGCUGCCUGAAAUAAACUGCUGACGUUACAAUUUAACCCAGGGCCGAGUGGCUACUCUUAAACUCUCAGCAAGCUUACAUCAGUGUAAUAGAAAUAGAAGGGACAUGCUUUAAUUCAGAUAUAAAAGAACAAGUACUGUAUGUGUUAUAGAAAGCACAUUAUUCCUCAGACAAGACUUUCAAAAGGUUAAUGAUGUCUACUGCUUCACGUUUUAUAUGCCAGACUUCAAAAGUAAGGAGAUUGAUUUAGAGGUGUUCAGAAUGAUUCCUGAAUAUCAAACUCUGCAACAUGAAUACCAAACUCUGACAUUGGCUGCCCAAUGUCAUUAGCUAUUUCUUAAAAAUUUGGUCUCUGACAGAUUGAAGCCACUGAAAACCAUGUCUUAAACUGUUGAGGUUCUUUAUUCUGGCCAAGGUUUUCGAAGAAUAAACUUAAUGACUUAUGAUUUAAAGCAAAAAUAUAAAUGACACCUAUACCACUACCAUAGUCCAAGAUACCUGGGUGCUUCCCGAUAACUUUUUUUGAAAUAAGAAGCAGAAGACAUAGUGUUGAAUAGUCUUAAAAGUAGUGUUAAAAGGUACUAUGUAUAGCAUGAAAAGGAGAAGGUUUUUUCAUUCCAGUUCUACUAAUGAAGCAAAACAAACUGUGCAGCAACAGCCAGUUUCUCCAUCUUGCUUGCAUAGACUUCCAAAAGCUUAAAGAACAAUCUUAGUAUAAGAAAUAAAUCCCACCUUCCUUCUUGAAGAUUGAAUGGUAUUUUCAAGUCUUCUUGGAACAAGCAGAAAACUCUUCACAAUAGUUUUACAACAGGGCAAAUUGCUAGAGUUGCUAUUUCAAUUAAACUUGAAAUAGUUUCAUAAGUAAAUUAAUUACCAGUGACUGAGAACUUUAAAUAUGACAACAAACUGUUGUCAGUACUCUCUGUAAUUUCUCUUUUUUAUUUUUAAUUUUUGUUCUGGGUUUUUAUGUUUCUCAGAUGAACAUUUGUCAUUCUUAAUUACUUGUUUGUAAUUCUAAGUGGAACAUUUGAGUAACCCUCGAACAGAAUUUAUGAUUGAUAUAGGGGGAGUAAAGCAAGAAAUAGUCCCAGAGAUCUCAUAUUUGUAGCCAGCCUUAAGGUAAACUAGAAUGUUCUAUGUACUAUCAUCCUGCUUAACUAAUAUCUCCCAAUUUUAAAGGCAAAUAAAAAAGAUAUAUGCACAUUUUCUGCCUGCAAUGUAGCAGAAAACAUUCUGACUUUUGCAAAUGAUCUAUUUACAUCCUGAAGCAUAAAAUUUCAUUAUCUAAUCUUUGUAGAUAACUGCUAACUUGUGUACUAACACAAGAAGCAGUGUUAGUAGCCAUGAAAUUAUUUAAUGCUUUUAAGAAUUCUAGCUACACUAUCUGACUUUCUGACUUCUUUAAGGCUGAUUGCACACAGUGUACUACAUUUUCUUUUAUUUCAUUUAAUUUAGUUGAAAUUCAUACAUUUCAUUUGUAUGAUGAAAGAAAAAAGGAAGAUCUCAGUUGCAGUCUUCUCAUAAUCCUAAAUGUUUCACUCAAAAGUCCUUCUGAAAGCUUUUUAAUGUUAAAUGUUACAGCAGUACCUUGUUCUUUUGGGAGAAGUUCUUCAGAAUUCAGCAAUAGUGAAAGAAAUUUUUUUUUAAAAUUCUUUAUUAUGUUAUAGCAUGAUCAAGUAAUACAUAGCUUGUUUGUUUUUAUAACCAAGUCACAUGUAAUAAACGUACCUUUGCUCCUUGCUAAUUUUACAUGGGUAACGAGUGCGUUCAAAUAUUAUGUAUUUAAAAUUUGAGUAAUUCUCAAAUUAGAGUUGGAAAUUGAGACCUAAAGGUUGAGCAGUUUAGCCACAAUCAUGUAAGGAAAGUCAGUCAAAAAGUGGGGACAGACUCAAAACCUAUACUGUUAUCUCAGCUUGCUGGACAAAUACCCUUUCAUGGAGAGAAAGCUGCUCAGUUAAUGCUUUCUGGCACAGAGUCCCUAAGCUAGGAAUUCACCUAACAAUAUACACAGUACACCUUGACCUCACAACAGACGACUGAAAGGACAAAUCCUAUUUAAUUAUUUCCACAUCUUCUUGCUGUUUACAUGGUUCUGCAUGGGGAAAAGUAAAUCUAAAAUAUGCCUAAUCUUUCAGAAGACUGUACUAUUUCUUUCUGCUAGUAGCAUUUUAGCUUAAUAAAAAGGUAACUAACUGCAUCAAGCUGAUUUUUCAGAUCUCAUCUUUCAGCCUUGGAAGAAAGUUUGGAGAGGUAGUAAGGAGUUGGCUGUAAAUUCAUUAUAAAUUGUGAAUUCAUAUUCUUUAAUUCACAUUCUAUUAUGUUUUGUCACUUAACUUACACUUUCCAAUUUGAGGCAUAAUCUGUCAGGUGUCAAAGCAGAGAAAAAUCUUAACACAUUAAAAAUACAGACUACAUCAUAUGUCUGUUAAAAUGUUUCUGCUGAUUACAUAAACCUACUCAUGGUUGUGAAGUAUCCCUCACACUCAUUUCUGUUAACCUGGCGAAGGGCUAAAUUCAUUGUGGUGCUUACGAGGUGCUGAUAUCAUUCCUGCUGUGUAACCAAUCACUUACUAACAGGCUUUCUAGAGAAUGAACAAAGCAUUAUCAUAGGAUCUGAAUCAGUUUGCCAGAAAUUGAAAGAUUACAAUAUUUUUUUAUUUAAAUGGACUAAUCAGAUACCUUGGAAAUGGGAUGUUAGUGAACCUCUUAAUAGCUGCAACACUAUCUGUUGCAGCUGUCUGUUUCCCUGCUGCCUUUUCAGGAAACACAGUGUUAUUUUUCCCCUACAGCCUCUCUUUUAAUUAGUUAUAAUUACAUGCUCUUACUAGGGCCUACCUUGCAACCACUGUAAUCCUGCUUUCAUUGAAUCAAUUUAUUAUUUAAAAAUUUGUUCAUGCAAAUUUAUGUAGCUAAUUUUGUGACACCAGGAAAAAAGAGUAGUUACUGAUUAACACCAAGAAUUAAAGUGAACCUUCACAUAUUGAGUAUGCGCUUGUAAAUCAAUAGG